Molecule: messenger RNA, 1083 nt
Organism: Solanum verrucosum
Lineage: Eukaryota; Viridiplantae; Streptophyta; Magnoliopsida; Solanales; Solanaceae
Exons: 6
Coding region: 1-1083 (360 amino acids)
Source: RefSeq, a predicted model, not a curated record
AUGUUGAUAGAGGAACAUGACUGGAACCAGACUAAUACCUCUUAUAGUGGCACUGGAACUUAUGAAUGGAAUCUUGUUGGCUUGACUGAUAGACAGCUAACUAUUCUUGUUCAUAGGAUGCUUAUGUAUGCGACUAUCUAUAAAAGUGUUAAAAACACAGAUAGAAAUAUUUGCAAAAUGAUUAUUGCAGGUUUUAUUGGCCAAUUUAGAGGUUGGUGGGAUAACUAUAUGAGCAUUGAAGCUAAAGUUGCUGUUGUAAAUGGUAUUGUUGAUAAUGAAGGUGUUGAUAACUUAGGAAUUUCUCUAGUAAGAAAUAAAGAAGAAAAUGUUUAUACUUUAGUCUUGACCAUUCUGGAACAUUUUAAUGGUAGACUUACCAAUCAGUAUGAGACCGUCCGUUCCCUGUUAAAUGGCCUACGAUGUAGACAUUUAGGAGAAGUUCGUUGGUACAAAGAUACCUAUUUGAGUCGGGUGAGGGAACUACCCAAAAAUGGUCUUGAGCAUUGGAAAGCUAAGUUUAUAGGCGGAUUGCCCCCUUUAUUUGCUGAACGACUAGGAGACUUCUGUACUCAGUUUGGAUUACCUGAUAUCGCCACUAAGGGUACCAGACCUAGAGAUUCUAGUGGAUCCAAUCCAGAAAAACCUCAUAGAAAACAAAGGUCUAGACAAAGGUCUAGGGAGGAACGGGAAGAGCAAAAAGCUCAUCAUUACGAUUCUGAAUCUAGUUCCGAGCAUGCGGAUGAUCAACCUGAGUCCUCUGAUAAUAAUCAGCCAGCCACUAUAGAUGCUUGCAAAUGCCAAGUUUAUAAUAGACUUGCUAAACAACCCAUUGUUAUACGUGAUACUUCUUUUGAUGAUUUGAAAGGAGAGAUUGAAAAUCUUAAACAAGAAAUUAAAAUGCUUAAACAAAAUCAAACAAUUUGUGAUCAUCGCCUUACUCAGAUUGAGUCAGUUAAUAACAAAGUGGAGCUGAUCAUAACAGCAAAAGGAUUUUCUGCUACAUACAAAGACCGAGAUAUAAGUUAUACGAAAUCUCGCCCUUGCCAGAUGAAUGCCGAAUUGGUUGAAUUCUACAAAACAUAA